Molecule: messenger RNA, 2481 nt
Organism: Colletotrichum spaethianum
Lineage: Eukaryota; Fungi; Ascomycota; Sordariomycetes; Glomerellales; Glomerellaceae
Product: tRNA(Thr) (cytosine(32)-N(3))-methyltransferase
Exons: 1
Coding region: 1-2481 (826 amino acids)
Biological process (GO): tRNA processing
Molecular function (GO): ligase activity, forming carbon-nitrogen bonds; ATP binding
Source: RefSeq, a predicted model, not a curated record
AUGGGCCUCACCAACCCCCCGCUCGCGACCGCGACCGCAGCAGCUGCCGCCGCAGCAGCAAGGACUGCCGCCGCAACAACCCACCAGUUCCUCCACCCGGUGCCGAAGCCCAUAGGCUUCCUCGAGUUCUUCGAUGCCGUCCGCGCCGCCACCCCUCCCCGGUUCCCACACGCCCGUAUGUUGCAGCCGCGGCGCAUCGGGCUCGCCAUCUCGGGCGGCGUCGACUCCAUGGCACUCGCGUUCCUAUUCAACCAGCUCCGCGAGACCAACCCGCUCAUGCGCAUCGUCGACAACCCGCUGACCAAGAUCUCGGCCGUCGUCAUCGACCACGGCCUGAGGGAAGGCAGCGGCGAGGAGGCGCUGGCCGUGGUGAAGGAGCUGAAGAACCUCCGGCACGUGAAGCCGCAGAUGGACAGGGUGAACUGGAAGGCGGAGGGGAUCGAGGGGGACCCGGCGGCGAUGCCGAACGUGGAGAGCAUCGCGCGCAGGGCGCGGUAUCGGAGGCUCGGCCUGCUGUGUCAUAGGAUGCACAUCGAGAGCCUCUUCCUUGCGCACCACCAGGAUGACCAGUACGAGACUGUGCUGAUGAGGUUGCUCGCGGGACACGGGAGCCGCGGGCUGAGGGGCAUCUCGAAGGCGGCGAACAUCCCCGAGUGCUACGACAUGCACGGGGUCUACGAGAGCGGACACGUCGACGACCAGCUGAUGCGGAUGCCGCACAUCAGUUUCCGCCUGCCGAGGAGGGCCUGGAAGUCGAUGCGGAGGGAGAUGUGGUCGGAGCUGGACCUGGAUCUAUAUGGAGCGGAGCUGAGGGCGGGCCUGCAGGUCGGGUGGCACGAGAGCCCCUACGUCGGCGACGACGAGGGCAGUGAUGCGCUGUUUUACGCGGCGAGCUCGGCGUCAGCCAAGACGAGGGCCGCUGCGGCCGCGGCUGCCGCGAGGAACAUGCCGCAAAUCCGUGUCGAGGACGCGGGCAUCAUGAUCUACCGGCCGCUGCUGGAGUUCAGCAAGGACAGACUUGUGGCAACGUGCGAGGCAAACAACAUCCGCUGGUUCGAGGACGCGACGAACAAGGACCGCACGCUGACGAUGCGGAACGCGGUACGGCACAUGGUGCGCGAGCACGCGCUGCCCGAGGCGCUGCGCAAGGAGAACAUUUUGAGACUGGCAGCACGGUGCGAUGCCAGAGUGAAGGGGCAGGAGUGGGAGGCCGAGCGGUGGAUUCGAAGGGGUGUGAGGGCCAAGUUUGAGCCGAAUGUCGGGACGCUUGUCGUCCGGCUCCCUGAGAUGGGGGUCCCCGGCCAAACACGGAGGAAGAGGAGGUCGGCGUACGAUGAUGCGAGACGGGAGCUGCGGCUUGUGCAUAGACGGCUCAUCGCGGCGUUGAUCGUGCGCAAGCUCGUCUCCUUCGUCUCGCCCGACCGAAACCCGCCGCAGCUUUCGUCGCUGCAGCCCGUGGUCGGGAGGCUCUUCCCCGCGCUCGCGGAGCCUUCCGACAACAGCAACACCUCGAACUCGCCAAAGGCCUUCAACCAGGCUUCGGUCCUCUUCCUCCCCAUCGGGCCCAACAAGUGGUAUCUCGUCCACGAGCCGUACCCCUCGCUGCACCCGCUUCCCGAGUUCACGUUCACGACAACGACGAACCUGACCCAGCGGCGGUACCCGACGUUCCCGCCCACAAAGUGGCAGUCGGUCAACAAGAACGAUGAUAGCGGCACUGGGGAGCGUGUAGUGGUGGGGAAGGAGAGGCUCGUGCAGCUGCACCGCCAGCCGCUGCCCCUCCCCGUGUCUCAGUCGAGGCGGUGGUACUCGUGGCGCCAGUUCCAGCUCUGGGACGGGCGGUUCUGGGUACGGGUCAGGGGGCGGGUAAAGGCUGUGUUCCGGGUCGCGCCGUUCGCGCCGGUUCAUGGCAAGGCUUUCCGAGAGGCGCUAGGCGGAGGUGAGGCUCCCGCUGCUCCUCCUGCUACCCCCACUCCGCCUGAAGAGUCCGGCAACAGCGGCAGUGUCAGGAUAGGUGUCACUGGUGGCGCAAGCAGCGCAAAGACUACCGCCGCCGACGACGGCAGAGCGCGCCUUGAAGGGAUCCUGAAGCGGUUCGCGCCGGGCAAAGUACGAUACACCCUCCCCGCGCUAUAUGCCGUCAACCGCGACGAGGAGACGGGCGAAGAGGUGCUACGGAUGCUCGCGCUGCCGACCUUGGGGAUAUGCUUGCCCGGAUUGGAGAGGUGGGUGCAGUACGAGUUCCGGUACCGGAAGGUGGACAUGGACCUCUUGGACAGCACCGUCGGCAGCGACGUCGCUGCAAGGGGCAAAGAUGAGAGGGCUCCAAGGGCGGCGGAUGGCGGAGCUGCGGUGCAGAGGAACAAGGUGUUGCAGGAGGGAAUUGCGGAGCAGAGGGUGAGGAGGCGGAUUAGCGGGAUUCGGAGGGAGAGGAUAAGGGGUGGAAGGAGGGGAGGGAGAGGCAAAAGGGUUGUGGUUUGA